Anguilla rostrata (American eel) is the source of this 3599-nucleotide messenger RNA. RefSeq names its product palmitoyltransferase ZDHHC12-B-like. Gene Ontology annotation, molecular function: protein-cysteine S-palmitoyltransferase activity. Gene Ontology annotation, biological process: peptidyl-L-cysteine S-palmitoylation; protein targeting to membrane. The coding region runs from base 508 to 1296 and encodes 262 amino acids. The transcript is spliced from 5 exons. The record is from RefSeq and is a predicted model, not a curated record. Gene Ontology annotation, cellular component: endoplasmic reticulum; Golgi apparatus. NCBI's taxonomy places the organism in Eukaryota, Metazoa, Chordata, Actinopteri, Anguilliformes, Anguillidae.
AAUAGACACGGCUAUCUGACCAACGGCGGAGAGCAACACAAACACAAAACAAGCCUAUUUAGUGCUCGCUGUGUAAUGUAGUGGACCAGAAAAUCCCGAUGGUCUGAGCUGCUUUUAUUUUAGAAGCUUCCUACUCGUGUCACACCGAGGUGAAUCACUCGGGUGAGAAAUUAAUUGUUAGCUGUGUAGUUAUCUCAUAGAUCUGGGAUGGGCGUUCCUCGGUUGUGCUUGCUUUGAAAAUACCGAGGUACUAGUUCUGCAUUGGUCGCCCCUUCCUAAGGAGGCACAAUGAAAUGACUUAAGUGGAGUCAUUUUACUAGCCCGUCGGAGUGCAUGACAGAAUGAAAUUAAAUGUCAGUUGUUCGCUGAGAUGUAACCGUAACCAGCUCGUUAGCGUUAGCUACCGUACAUAAUCUGUUGAAGAGCACACAUUGGUGAGGAUGCUACGAUGUUUAAGAAUGUGUUCGGGUCCGGGUUCCUUGUGAGGACCGCACAUGUUAUCUUGACAUGGGUGACAACACUGAUACUCUUCCUUCACGACACGGGUGCCCCUUGUGUUUGUGUGUCGUGACAGACUUGCGGAAGCAGGAGGAGACGGGCGAGCUGGCGCAGCCGGUGCUGUUCGUGACGCUGGUUCUGUUGUCGGUGCUGCUCUACUUCGCCGUCUCGCUUAUGGACCCCGGCUUCGUGCUGGCCGACGAUGACGAUGGUGAGGCUAAGCUGACCCUGGGCACUGGGGAGGAGCACCAGGACAUGCUCUCCCAGUCAGCCAAGUCCCUCCGGCAGCGGCGGUGUAGCCUCUGCCUACUGCAGCAGCCAAUGAGAGCCAAGCACUGCCAAACCUGUAAGCACUGCGUCCGUCGCUAUGACCACCACUGCCCCUGGAUAGAGAACUGUGUGGGAGAGCGGAACCACCGCUGGUUUGUCCUGUACCUGGGGGUGCAGCUGCUGGCCCUGAUUUGGGGGCUCUUCAUAGCCUGGUCUGGGUUUAGCCCCGCCCCUACCUGGGACCUCUGGCUGCGUGGCAAUGGGCUCCUAUUGGCUGCUGCCUCCAUUAUGGGCGUGGUCUCGGUAGUGGUGGUCCUGCUGCUCGGUUCGCACCUGUACUUGAUCUCCCAUAAUGCCACCACUUGGGAGUUCAUGUCCCGCCCGCGAAUCUCGUACCUGCGCCACUGUGGGGCGGACCAGAACCCCUUCGAUCGCGGGGCCCCUGCCAACCUCUGGAGCUUCUUUUGCGUUUGGGGGAUCGUGUCCUGGGAACAGAUGUAUUUCAGAGAGCCCAACGACCAUGCCUAGUACCCUCAGAACGACCACACUCUCCCACCCAUAUCUCCCCACCAGGCCUUGGUCAAAUCGGCAUCUAAACACACUUUCAUGUUUUGGGUGCAGGUAAAAUUUGAAAACUCUCCUCCAGAUCCUUGGAAAAUUUCAAUGAAGCAUAUUACUCAUCAAAAUGGACAAUUAGUGUAUGGAAGAAGAAUUAUUUAAUGAAUAUUUGAGAACUGUUUGUUUCUUUUCAAAUAGUAGUCAGUACUCUAAGUGGUGUCUAAUGGGUGGGAAUGGAGAUGGUUAUGGACCAUUGGACAGGACUGGCCAGAUCUAUAUCACAAACAUUCCAUCUGUUGACCGGGCAAUUUGGUUUCGUGUUUCUGCCCCGCAUAGAAAAUCUACACAUCUACAGUCGGACCAACUUACACACUGAUUGGCCAGUUGCUUAUACGGGGAAGUGGUCAGAGAUAGAAAGUCCCUAUCUCUGACACACGGGGAGGGAAGAGUGAGGAAUUGAAGGAAUGUGCCACUAACUGUCUGCCUCACUUUUUAAGUCUCUGACUGUUCUCUUACUGACUCUUCUGUCACGGCCUUGCCGAAGAUUGAAUUCGGCCCCUUGGCUUUGAGGGGGGUCCAGGAAUCAAGUUUAAAAACUGUCAGCCAAUGAGAUUGGUGGUUUGUAGAUGAGACUUUCAGGUAACAUUUUUUGUAUGAGGAUUGGGGAAAGAUGCAUCCGUCAUCCAAGUUUGCAAGAUGACUUUGUCUGGCUUACGUCUGCUUGGUUGGAUGGUGUCGUUUGAUUGGCCAGAAGGUUCUCCCCAGUCUACAUAGUGCAUUCAGGGUCAACUGACAGCCAGGUAUCCAGAAACAGAAUUAUCCACAAAAUAAAUAAAGCUUGCACAUUGCUUCAGUCUUCCUCAAAGCAGUGGAGUCUGGGCAAUGGAAUUUCAGAAGGGAGUGGAGGGAGAUCGGAGAGAAUGACUCUAAGGGGGGGAAAGUUAUUAUAAAUAUAAUGUAUUAACACCCUAACCUGUGUCAGUGGGAAAAAGUUAUUCUAUAUAUGAUAUGGUUGUGGUUAGUUGAGCUGUCUCUGCUAUUCCAUGCAGUAGUGUUCCCAGAAUCCUUUUCCCCGGGAGUCCGUUAACUUGUACCUCAACUCAGUCAAAACCCUACUCCCUUUUUUAAGAUGUGCUGUCAUUUGUGAACUCAUUUCUGGUUUGUGGGAUUGGUGCAGUCUGCAGGAAAAACUAAAUGUGAGUUUUAUCAGUCUGGCUCUCCCACAACAUAUUGCUGUGAUAUCAUCUCAGGCAAACAAAACCCAGUUCACAUCGACAGACCAGAGUCUACUUCUGACUACUAUACUGACUACACUGCCAGCCGUAGAUGGGUAUUCCUGCACGGUGUCUUGUGAUUAGUCACAGCCCCCCCACCCCCCGCCCUCCUGGCCAUUGCACAACAAGGACUCCUCAGCACCAGCCACAGCUCCAGCAUCCAGACCAGUGACUGCGCAGAUUGUGACGCCUAGCUCCCAAAAUUAGAGGAGGGCGCAUUAUCAUCGGGAUGGGCCUACAAUCACAACGGGGUAAUCCUGAAGAAUCAAAAAUCUGCCUUUGAAAAAGGAAAAAAAGAAAGCGGUUCAUUUCAGGAACCUUGUGCCCAGCUGUGAGGGGCUUUGAGUGCGCAGUAAUGCCAUAGCGAUUGAGUCUUGUUCUGGAUCGAUCUCAGCUCUGCUGUGCUCUGUUUUUAAUGAAAAUCUGUCCCUUUAAUUUUGUGGAACAGGGUUUUCUUUCGAUAUGCAUAUCAGCAAGUCCUUUCAAUGAAAUCGUUUUAAACUUUUUUUUAGAGCUUCCAUUUUUGUAAGGUUAGAUCUACCAUUAAAAUGGUUUUUUCCCCCCCAAAACUUGGCAUACUGUAUUGUGGACUAUUACCUUAUUGUUUUAAAUUUAAUUAAUAUUGUGUCCCCACAUAGCUUAAAAAGUGGAUAGAUAUGUGCUGUGCAAUAUUGGCUAUAGGGGACGUUAACCUUAAGCAAUAAUUCUGUUUCUCUGGAAAACUAGAUCGGUCUCGGUAGAUCAGUCUGUUUAAAGUCUGUUGCCCUGUGUUUUGAGCCUAGAGCAGGGAGAUAAAGUGUGUGGUGGUUUAUAGGGUCUCUCUGUCCCUGAGUUUAUCCAAUAUGACUGUAUCGGUUUCAGUUCAGACAGAAUGAGCUGCUAUUGAACAAGUUGCUGUAUUUAUUUAUUCAUGAAAUAUUACUGUCCUUCAGUAUUUAUGGUUUAUGCAAUAUCUCUAUACAUUUUUGAAUUAAUAAAAAUUUUCAAAUGUGUUACUGA